AUGGAAUCUCUAGAAAAACUUCUUCUAUCUGGUUGCUGCAAAUUGGAGAAGUUUCCAGAGAUUGCAGGAAGUAUGGAUUGUCUACGUGGCAUUUGUUUAUACGGAACUGCUAUUAAAGCACUGCCAAUGUCAAUUGAACUUUUGAGUGGGCUUGAAGAUUUUACUUUGAAACACUGCAAAAAUCUUUCUUUCAACAAUUUGGAAUCCAUCAGUUUUGGAGAUUGUAAGUACCUAAUCAAAACACCAGAUUUCACAUUUGCCCCAAAUCUCAAAGAGGUGAUUCUUGAAGGAUGUAAAAUGUUGGGUGAAAUUCACCCGUCUUUGUUAGUUCACAAAAAGAUUACUUAUUUGUAUAUGACAUUUUGUACAAGUCUUACAACUCUUCCAAACCAGAUGCAUAUGGAAUCUCUAGAAAGACUUGUUCUAUCUUUUUGCUAUAAAUUGGAGAAGUUUCCAGAGAUUGUAGGAAGUAUGGAUUGUCUAUAUAGCAUUUGUUUAAACAAUACUGCUAUUAAGGGACUGCCAAUGUCAAUUGAACUUUUGCGUGGGCUUAAAUAUUUUGAGUUGAAUUACUGCAAAAAUCUUGUGAGUCUUCCGGUCACUAUAAAUGGUUUGAAAUCUCUUACAAAUUUUGACCUUUCUGGAUGCUCCAAACUUGAUAACUUGCCAGAGACUUUGGGGCAAGUUGAAAAGCUAUCGACACUUGAUGUAGGCGGAACUGCGAUAAGACGACCAAUGGCGUCCAUUUUUCUUAUGAAGAAUCUUGUAUGUUUAAAAUUUCGUGGAUGCAAAAGGCCACUAGCAACAUCUUUGUCUUCACUCUUCCUCAAGACUUUUAGAUUGCCCACUUUGUCAGGUUUUGGCAGAUCUUUGUACAGAUUGGUUAUGAGUGACUGCAAUAUGGAGGAAGGAGCGAUUCCAAAUGACUUUUUCUAUAGCUUUCCUUCAUUACGGUUUCUAGGACUACGCAAAAACAAUUUUGUUUCACUACCUGGAAGCAUCAAUAGUCUUUCUAAGCUUCGCUAUCUUUACUUGGACGGUUGUAAGAGACUUCAAUCUCUACCAGAACUUCCAUCCAAGAUAAGACAUAUUAAAGUAGAUGGUUGUGUAGCACUGGAAACAACAUCAAAUACAUUAAGGUUAUGCAAUUCCACGUUGUCAACAUUUUCAUGUGUAAACUGCUUGAAAUUGAUUUGCUACAACAAUCAGGCAUCUUCAAUGCCCAGAGAAUUCCUUAAGGCAAUGUCAAAGCCAACAAACAGACCUUGGUGGCAUUGUCAGUGGAUUAAUGAAUUUCAGAUGGUUAUUCCUGGAAGUGAAAUUCCAGAGUGGUUCCAACAUCAGAGUGAGACUUCUUCAAUUAAAAUAGAAAGGCCUCCAGAUUCUUGUGAUAACAAGAUGGUGGGAUAUGCUGUCUGUUGUGUUUUUUAUGUCCAUGAGCAUCAGCUUACCCCUAGUAAAGGUUAUUACAUUGGCAGCCAUGGGAUUGGCUGCGAACUGACAAAUAUCGAUCCAUUAAAUGAACCUUGGAUUCAGUUUGAAAACAAUUUGGGCAAGGCUGUGUUAGACCAUCUUUGGCUGUUCUAUUUUUGUGCUAGUGCACUCAAUCAAGAUUUUGUUGAGCUUUCAUUUAAAUUACGUGGUCCAGGAUUAAAGGUGAAGAAGUGUGGGAUACAUCCAAUAUAUGAGAAAGAAAUUGAAGAGUUGAAGCCAAGGGCCAAGAAAUGCAGUAGCUCUAGUUUUUGGAAUUCAUAUGAGUUGGAUGAAGAUUUUCUUGGAUCAACGGCGGAUGUUGACUGUGAUGGGGCAGAAGACGCAGAUGAUAUAUAUUUUUCAGCUCAUGAUGAAGAUUGA
Molecule: messenger RNA, 1854 nt
Organism: Pistacia vera
Lineage: Eukaryota; Viridiplantae; Streptophyta; Magnoliopsida; Sapindales; Anacardiaceae
Product: TMV resistance protein N-like
Exons: 3
Coding region: 1-1854 (617 amino acids)
Source: RefSeq, a predicted model, not a curated record